UCUCGGCUUUUUACAAUGACCAGCUAACUUCAUAGCUGUUGUGUCGUUGUACAGAAAGUGUGUAAUUAAAGCCGUCAAUAUCAAAAGGGAAAAGAAAAAAAAUUUCAAUUGAAAAGAGAAGAAACACUUCCAGUGUAGGGACACAAAAAGUCAAAAAUCAAUUUCAAUCGGCCACAUAUUACGAGUAUGGAUCAAAGAGAAUUGCGUAUGAACAUUGUUGCUAUCAAACGUGUGGAUCCUUACGCAAAAGACAUUGUCGAUAGUUCAGCUCACGUUGCCUUUUACACAUUCAAUAAAGAAGAAGAGGAGUGGGAAAAAACGGACGUGGAAGGUGCAUUUUUCAUUUAUAGCCGUAACGCCGAACCAUAUCACAGCGUAUUCAUAAACAAUAGAUUGAAUACAAAAUCGUUGGUUGAACCAAUCACCGCCCAGAUAGAAUUGCAAAUCGAGGCACCGUUUAUGCUGUAUCGUAACGAACGUAGCCGUACACGCUGUUUCUGGUUUUACAACAAAGCUGAAUGCGAACGAAUUGGCACACUGGUGGAACGGAUCAUUCAAAGCAGCGAUAAGAAUUCAAAUUACAAAGAUAUUUCCUUCUUACAACAUUCACAACAAAUGAACAAGAACGUGGACAUAUUUUCGAUGCUGACAAAGGCGCAGGAGGAUUUCAACAAUUCGGUUGCUGGAAUUCCUGGCGUUCCGGCUGCUGGUAUGAGCACAACGCUGCCAAACAAAUUUCCGGACAAAAGUCAAACAAAUCCCGAUGUGACAUCUCAAAGUGUGAUGAAUUUCUUCGCAGCGGCUAAACCGGCCGCCCCCAAAGAAGUUCCGUUUUUCCAGCGAAUGUUAUCCCAACCGGUGCAUGUCGAUCAAAUUGAGAAACAACAACGAACCGUUACGCCGCACGAAAAGAACAAUUCACCGCCACAGGAAUCCAUCAAUAUUCCGAAUUCGUCGACAGCCGUCGAAAAUGGUUCCGGUGCUACGUUCAUGCGAAUUCAUUCGCCGAAUCAUCCGCCAGAAUUUGGUACCUCUCCUUUCGCCAAUUUUCUGUCGACUUCGAAUCGACCACCUGCACCACCUACAGCUAAUACGACGGACGUUAGUGAAUUGGAACUGAGACAGAAGCCGUUGCAGGCACUGCUUAAGAAAACCGGUGAACCAAUCACCGGCCAGAGUAAACCUGCCCUAAUGUUACCGACAAUGUUUGCCGUGACACAAAAUUCGGUCGAUAAAGGUGGCAGAUCCGGUGCGGAAUCUUUGGCAGCGACGUUGGGCCAACUGGAGCAAGCGUCAGUAGUACCUGGUAAACCGGAACCGUUAACGCAAAGUCAAUUGCUGCAAGCGAUGUCGUAUCUCAUCAAAAAUGACACGGACUUCGUAAAGAAAUUGCACGAAGCCUAUUUGAAAUCGUUCACCGAGAUGGUGUCCCUAAAUUGUCUAACUGCAUUGAACAAAUUAAUGAUGGAUCAAGGUCAGCAAGGUGGCUAUGGAUUGAGCAUUGCUGAAGUUAAAUGUUCAGAUCCUCAUGCAGAAACAAUCUUGGACCGUGCACAUAACGUGGCUGUUUUCACAUGUAGCCCCGAAAUGAAUGACUGGUCAGAAGCCUUCAACCAAGCAUCAGUACUCGUCUAUAACCGUAGUUAUGAAUCAGGCUACGCCCUGUUUACAUUCGACCGCGCUUCUCGCACUCAAGAAGUGACAACUCUUGCGCCUCAGAAGGAAUUCCAUUUCGAGGCACCGUUUUUGUUCUGUAAGGACCUGGGACGUGUUCGUUGUUUUCGAUUCGAAACUGAGGACGAUUUUAAUCGAAUUAGCAAACUCAUCCGCCAUCUAAUGCAAAGCAUACGCUUCCGCUCGCAACACAUGCCCAGGUACAACUAUACUGAUGUCCUGUCAAUGUUGGCAGACUCUCAGGGGGUGUCUGAUCAUUCAGCCGAGCAAUCGAACCAAGCUAAUGAAGCCAUGACAUCACUAUCAAGGACAACACCAUCAAAUGUAUGGACAAUUCUUGAUGAUGAAAAUGAACCAAUGCGACACGCUCGAAUUGAAGGAAAUGAAACAGUCCGAUCAUGCGAGAGUGUAACAUCUGAAACGCCAUUUAAUUUUGAUCCCCCCAAUCCAGCGACGAGCCAGUCAGUGUUAAAUACAAUGUUUCCAUUAUCCUCAAGGACGACAGCGGCAUCGCCAUCCGUCAUUGAUGCCGUAAAUGCAGCAAUGAAACCAAUGAAACACUUCCCAAACCAAGUGAAUGAAACAUUAGUCGAUCGGUCUAGCAUUUUUUGCUCCUCAAAUCCAGCCGCAAGACUAGGAUAUCGACCGAUAUCAGAACUCUCAAGGACAAGACCGACAUCUUCAAAAGUUUUGAGCAAUUUUGACCUCGCAAACGCAGCCAAGUUCAAGAAACGCAGCCUAAAUGGAGAAGAUAAACUAAUUCCAUCAACCGCGCCCGCAAGGACAUAUCCUCCGUCGUCAUAUAUUUCUCGCGACACAAAUGCACGAAGGCGUCAGGUAGAUAAAGCUGCAUCAUCACUAUUCAGGACAGCACCGGCAUCGUCAAAAGCUAUGAGUACUACUGAUGCCGUAAAUGCAGCGAUGGCGCACGACCUGUACCAAGUUGAUAAAUCGAGUCCAUCAUAUUCGAUUAUGACACCGGAAUCGACAUCUGUAAUGAGUAUGUCGAAUGGCGCAAAUGCUGCAAAGAAGAGGACGUUACCAGCACCGUUGCGUGUCGAUAAAAUCGAGAAACGACAGAAAAUUGCAGCGUCUUUUCAGUGCAGUCAAACGAAUUCAGACACUGUCAGCCAAGCUUCAUCGUCGUCUCAUCAUUUGCCACAAUUGAUGUCAUCAACGUCGACACGUCGUGAAGACGAAGCCGAAGCUUCCGCAUGGGAAUCUCAUCUGAAUGCUACCAUUCGACCGAAGCCAAAAUUGUACUCGCCACUUAUGUUCAUGGAUAGGAAACCAUUGCAGAACGAUACUUCUACGCCAACGGAGGUCACUGGGGUGAUUGGAUUGAAUAAACCGGGACGGUAUGGCAGUUUGAAAGCAUUUAUGCACGAUCCAAUUAAACCUUCGCCCCUUGUGUCCAUGGAACGGAAACAAUCAACAAACGAAACCUUCAAUGCUUCGGUGAAAACAGGAAUGGAACAAUUGUCAUCGGGGGUGUUUCGGGUGAAUUCGUCGGAGAGAAAUGGCAAUGACAGCCCGGAACCGUUGACACAAAAUCAAUUGUUGCAAGCAAUUUCACAUCUUAUCAGAACGGACACUGGCUUUAUGCACAAAUUACAUCAGGCGUACUUGCAAUCUUUCCGCGAAAUGCUAUCCAAAACGAAUUGACUUUUUAAAUGUGAUCAAGGGGUCAACGACAAUUUUCUUAAGUUUAAAGCGGUGCAAUGAGAAACGAAUUGGACUUGCGGAAUGUCCGCUUAAUAUCGACGAAUCAAGCACUCAAUUUGACAGGAAGUUAAAUCCUACUUGUGACAAAUUCUGUUAGAUGUAAUGAGUCUUUGGUUCAAAUUUCAAUAAAAUAUUUAUAUAAGAGUC
Messenger RNA from Bradysia coprophila, 3546 nucleotides. RefSeq names its product decapping mRNA 1 (gene DCP1). The record is from RefSeq and is a predicted model, not a curated record. Lineage: Eukaryota; Metazoa; Arthropoda; Insecta; Diptera; Sciaridae. Gene Ontology annotation, molecular function: enzyme activator activity; mRNA binding. Gene Ontology annotation, cellular component: P-body. Gene Ontology annotation, biological process: positive regulation of catalytic activity; deadenylation-independent decapping of nuclear-transcribed mRNA; deadenylation-dependent decapping of nuclear-transcribed mRNA.